AUGGACGAAAACUACGACGUUAUCGUUUUGGGAACUGGCUUGACCGAAUGUGUCUUGUCCGGUCUCUUAUCAGUCGAAGGAAAGAAGGUGUUGCAUAUCGACAGACAAGAUUUCUAUGGCGGGGAAUCGGCUUCUCUCAACUUGUCACAAUUGUAUGGGAAAUUCAAGCCAACAGCGCAAAGACCAGAGUUGAAAGGUAGAGACAGAGAUUGGUGUGUUGAUUUGAUACCAAAGUUUCUCAUGGCAAAUGGCGAAUUGACAAAUAUAUUGGUGCACACUGAAGUCACUCGUUAUAUUGAAUUCAAACAGAUCGCAGCAAGUUAUGUUUACAGAAGCGGUAGAAUUGCUAAGGUUCCAUCAAAUGCAAAAGAGGCAUUGGCCUCACCAUUGAUGGGGAUUUUCGAAAAAAGGAGAAUGAAAAAGUUUUUGGAGUAUAUUCAAAACUAUGAUGAAAAGAACCCCGCCACUCAUCAAGGAUUUGACUUGGAUAAGAACACCAUGAAUGAGAUUUACACUUAUUUUGGAUUGGAGAGCGGUACCAAAGACUUUAUUGGACACGCAAUGGCGCUUUGGUCAAAUGACGAUUACUUGAAUGAGGUUGCCAGACCUACAUACGAGAGAAUCUUGUUGUACGCGCAGUCUGUUGCCAAAUAUGGUAAAUCUCCUUAUAUUUAUCCAUUGUAUGGAUUGGGCGAGUUGCCUCAGGGAUUUGCUAGGUUGUCCGCCAUCUAUGGAGGAACUUAUAUGCUAGAUACACCAAUAGAUGAAGUGUUGUAUGAAGGAGAGGGACCUGAUAAGAAAUUUGCCGGUGUUGUGACAAAAGAAGGUACAGCAAAGGCACCCAUCGUUGUUGCUGACCCUACAUACUUUCCUGAAUAUGUUAAGAAAACCGGACAGAGAGUCAUUAGAGCUAUUUGCUUGUUGGACCACCCAGUACCCAACGUGGAUUUGGAUUCUUUGCAAAUCAUUAUUCCCCAAAAUCAAGUUGGUAGAAAGAAUGAUAUUUAUAUUGCCGUGUUGUCCGAUGUUCACAAUGUGGUUCCAAAGGGACACUUUCUUGCGAUCGUGUCAACAAUUAUUGAAACAGAUGCACCACACGUGGAGUUGGAGCCUGCAUUUAAGUUAUUGGGACCAAGAAUAGACACCUUGAUGGGUAUAGCCGAGCUUUACGAACCAAAGGAUGAUGGAACAAAGAACGGUAUCUACUUGUCUAAGAGUUACGAUGCCAGUUCCCAUUUCGAAUCCACCACUGAUGACGUGAAGGAUAUUUACUUUAGAAUCACUGGGAAGCCAUUGGUUUUGAAAAAGAGAGAGACCGAGGAUGAAGAGUCAAAUGUGAUUCCAUAA
Lodderomyces theae is the source of this 1347-nucleotide messenger RNA. RefSeq names its product Gdi1p (gene GDI1). Gene Ontology annotation, biological process: protein transport; vesicle-mediated transport; small GTPase-mediated signal transduction. The transcript has a single exon. Gene Ontology annotation, molecular function: Rab GDP-dissociation inhibitor activity. The record is from RefSeq and is a predicted model, not a curated record. Gene Ontology annotation, cellular component: cytoplasm. Lineage: Eukaryota; Fungi; Ascomycota; Pichiomycetes; Serinales; Debaryomycetaceae. The coding region runs from base 1 to 1347 and encodes 448 amino acids.